AUGGCAGCGGACGACGCGACGUCGUCGUCUCCGCCGAAGCCCUCCCUCGAGAACGGCGGCGUCGGCGCCUCCGCCGCCUCCGCCGCCUCCGCCGCCUCCGCCGCCUCCGCCGCCUCCGCCGCCUCCGCCGCCUCCGCCGCCUCCGCCGCCUCCGCCGCCGCCUCCGCCGCCUCCGCCGCCUCCGCCGCCUCCUCCGCCGUCUGCAACUUCUUCGACCGCGUGGUCAUCAACGUGGCGGGCCUCCGCUUCGAGACUCAGCGCGCCACCCUCUCUCGCUUCCCUCGCACCCUCCUGGGCGACUCGCGCAAGCGCCGGCGCUUCUUCGACGCCCGCCGCAACGAGUACUUCUUCGACCGCAGCCGCUGCAGCUUCGACUCGAUCCUCUACUACUACCAGUCGGGCGGGCGCCUCCGUCGGCCCGACUCCGUGUCGGUGGACGUCUUCGCCGAGGAGAUCCGCUUCUACCAGCUGGGCGAGGCGGCGAUGGCGCGCUUCCGCGGGGACGAGGGGCUGGCGCGCGAGCCCGAGCGGCCGCUGCCGGCGGGCCGCCUGCAGCGGCAGGCGUGGCUCCUCUUCGAGCACCCCGAGAGCUCGCCGGCCGCCAAGGGCGUCGCGCUCGUGUCGGUGGCCGUGGUCGUCGCCUCCAUCGUCGUCUUCUGCGUCGAGACGCUGCCGCGCUUCCGCGAGGCGGCCGGUGGUCCCAGAGGCCCCGGCGGCCCCGGCGGCGGCCCCGGCAGUGGCCCCGGCGUCGGCCCCGGUCCCGGCGGCCCCGUCGGUGGCCCCUCGGUGUCGCCCCCUUCGGCCCGUGCCACUUUCGCGGACCCAUUCUUCGUCGUCGAAGCCGUCUGCAUCGUGUGGUUCACCCUGGAGUUGCUCGCGAGGUUCCUGUCGUCGCCGCGCAAGGCGACCUUCUUCCGGGGCCUGCUGAACGUCAUCGACGUCGUGGCCGUGGCGCCGUUCUUCGUCGCCCUCGCCACCGAGCUCCUGGAGCUGCGGGGCGGCGCCACGCAGCACGCCACGACCCUCGCCGUCUUCCGCGUGGUUCGCCUCGUGCGCGUCUUCCGCAUCUUCAAGCUGUCGCGCCACUCCAAGGGGCUCCAGAUCCUCGGGCAGACGCUCAGGGCCAGCCUCAAGGAGCUCGCGCUGCUGAUCUUCUUCCUGCUCAUCGGCGUCGUCAUCUUCUCGAGCGCCGUGUACUUCGCCGAGGCGGACGUGCCCGGCACGGCCUUCCGCAGCAUCCCCGACGCGUUCUGGUGGGCCGUCGUCACCAUGACGACGGUGGGCUACGGCGACAUGUACCCCAUCACGGUGGGUGGCAAGCUGGUGGGCUCGCUGUGCGCCCUCGCCGGAGUGCUCACCAUCUCGCUGCCCGUGCCGGUCAUCGUCAGCAACUUCAGCUACUUCUACCACCUGGGCAAGGCGCGCGAGGAGGACACCACGCUCUACUACACCGUGCCCGCAGCCGGUGGCUUCGGGCAAGGCGGCGGCCAAGGCCAAGGCCAAGGGCAAGGCCAAGGCCAAGGCCAGGGCCAGGGCUGCGGGCAGGGCUUGCCGACGGACUCCAAGAAGAAGGCGUCCAGGAGCCUUGCCGACCUGCGGGACAUCGGCGACGCGUUCCUGGAUGGGGAGGAGGCGGCGGUGCUGCCGGCGGUGAUGCCGGCGGUGAUGCCGGCGGCGGCGGCCGACAAGUCGAGGGCGUGGCCGUCGGCGGGCGCCACCACCGACGCCGUCGCCGGCGGUGGCGCCGUGGACUUCUGCCACACGGAUGUGUGAGGCCCGGCGGUGGCCGCAGAGCGGCCCCCUUGCCACCGCGCCCCCCUUGCCACCGCGCCCCCUUGCCACCGCGCCCCCUUGCCACCGCGCCCCCCUU
Molecule: messenger RNA, 1870 nt
Organism: Petromyzon marinus (sea lamprey)
Lineage: Eukaryota; Metazoa; Chordata; Hyperoartia; Petromyzontiformes; Petromyzontidae
Product: shaker-related potassium channel tsha2-like
Biological process (GO): protein homooligomerization; potassium ion transmembrane transport; action potential
Cellular component (GO): voltage-gated potassium channel complex; membrane
Molecular function (GO): protein binding; delayed rectifier potassium channel activity
Source: RefSeq, a predicted model, not a curated record